Messenger RNA from Zerene cesonia (dogface butterfly), 1779 nucleotides. Its product is annotated as lipase 3-like. Bases 53 to 1309 code for a protein of 418 amino acids. Gene Ontology annotation, molecular function: hydrolase activity, acting on ester bonds. The record is from RefSeq and is a predicted model, not a curated record. The transcript has a single exon. NCBI's taxonomy places the organism in Eukaryota, Metazoa, Arthropoda, Insecta, Lepidoptera, Pieridae.
UAACAAUAUUAACCUUAACUCUGGCAAGAAUUCAUUAACAACAAAGGAAAAAAUGUAUAAUCCAUUGGUGGUGUUCUUUUGUUUUCAUUAUAUAAUUCUUUUCCCUCAAGUAUUUGCAUCAAAGCAAGGGAGAAUUUUAUCAUACUCACUCCCUGAGAGCCGUCUUCUAAAGAAAGCGUUCGGCUAUGACGAAGAUACAUACCUGAAUUUCACUGAGCUAACUCAAAAAUAUGAUUAUUCCUCGGAAGAGCAUACUGUAACUACUCAAGAUGGAUAUAACCUUAAAGUAUUUCGGAUACGUUCAAAAUGUGAAACCGCAAAAGGAUACCCAGUUAUAUUAUUGCAUGGAGUGUACGACAGUUCGGAUGCAUGGAUUUUGGCGGGUCCUAAAUUAGGAUUGGGAUACAUUUUAGCCGAUAAUUGUUACGACGUGUGGGCAGCGAACCACAGAGGGAAUACAUAUUCACGCAGUCACGUUUCAUUGAACCCUGACACUGACCCUGAAUUUUGGAAUUAUUCCUUUGAUGAGCAUGGAAACUUUGAUGUACCCGCAAUUAUCGAUUAUGUAAUAAAUAAAACAGGCAGGCCAAAAGUUUAUUACAUAGGUCAUUCUCAAGGUACUACGGAUUUCUUCGUAUUGGGAUCAUUGCGGCCUGAGUACAACAAUAAAGUUCAUUUAUCAGUCCAUCUCGCUCCAGUUGCAUGGAUGAAAUAUUUACAAAGUCCAAUACCAAAAUUACUCGCACCGCAAACCAAAUUAAUUAAGACUCUAUUGGAUGAUUUGGGCUUUAGGGAACUUUUCGCAAAACAGCAAAUCCUGCAUUUCAUUUUAGAGAAAUUGUGCCAAAUUGCUCCAGAGCCGAUAUGCGGAACAGGUUUAGCGUUGGCAACCGGCUACAAGCACGCAAGUAUAUCGCCGAGAACAAUAGCCGUGGCUUUCGGUCAUUUGCUGGUCGGCGGAUCAACCAAAACCCUGGCUCAUUUUGGACAACUUAUAUACACAAAAAAGUUCCAACGCUACGACGAGGGGAGAGAAGGUAACAUGAUCAGGUAUGGAACUGGAAAACCACCUGAUUACAAUCUUACUCUAGUUAGCUCACCCGUGCUUCUCGUGUGCGGUAAAAGCGACUGGCUAUCAUCGUUAGCAGACAUAAACGAGCUGAGUUCUAGACUACCCAAUUUAGUGGAGGAAUAUGUAGUACCAGAUCCCAGUUGGAGUCAUAAUAACCAUGUAUGGGGUGUUAAUGCACCAAAGUAUGUAUUCGACAAAAUACUCGGUUAUUUUAAAGUCUAUGAUGAUAUGAGAUAACAAGGGCGAGAAAUAAUAUGGAAGCGAGAAUCUACAGACAAGAGAAAUUUCCGGUUGAAACCCGAAAGAAGCACGAAGUGUUAUGCUUGAGUCAUUUGAAAUACGCAAAAUCGAUUCAAGACCGAUGUGUAUUCAUUUUCUUAAAAAGAAAUUCAUAUAAAGUGUGUAUUAUACCAAUGUAUUUACGUAACCUUAAAAUACGCCAAAGAUCAUGAACAAAUGUAAAUUAAUUGUUUAUCUUAUUCCAAGGCGGAAAGAAACCUACUUAUAUAAUAAGGACAGUCGUGGAGAAACAAGAUUUUUUAUUUCAUUGAAAAAUGAUAAUAUUUAUUUUAAACAAGGUUUAUACCAACGAACCGAAAAGUGUCUUAAACUACGAAUAUCAGGUCACGUUAAAUAUGUCAUAAAGAGCAUAAUAUGUAAGACAACAAAAAUAUAAAAGAAGGGCUUUAUUACGACGUCAUAACCAA